Aspergillus tubingensis is the source of this 210-nucleotide messenger RNA. RefSeq lists its product as uncharacterized. The transcript is spliced from 5 exons. The record is from RefSeq and is a predicted model, not a curated record. Bases 1 to 210 code for a protein of 69 amino acids. NCBI's taxonomy places the organism in Eukaryota, Fungi, Ascomycota, Eurotiomycetes, Eurotiales, Aspergillaceae.
AUGCGCAACUCUAUCGAAUCCUCGAGCGAUCUGAUACACCACAAGGAAGAUGAGGAAUGUGACAACUCUGACAAGUCCGACGAUUUACUUGAUUCUACUCUGAGCAAUCUGUCGGUAAGGAUUGUAGGCUGGCUAAAGCCGGAACUGGUAGACAAGCGACCGCUUAAGGUUUGCCUACUGCUCUUUCGUUUUGCUGGUAGGUUUGUUUGA